Messenger RNA from Telopea speciosissima, 1017 nucleotides. RefSeq names its product dehydrogenase/reductase SDR family member FEY-like. The transcript has 8 exons. Bases 1 to 1014 code for a protein of 337 amino acids. NCBI's taxonomy places the organism in Eukaryota, Viridiplantae, Streptophyta, Magnoliopsida, Proteales, Proteaceae. The record is from RefSeq and is a predicted model, not a curated record.
AUGGAUAGGUGGGCAUGGCUAAGACACCUGUGGGAGAUGAAGGAGAUCUUUGGCCAGAAGUUCCUAACUUGUCUCCUCCCUCCUUAUCUCCUUCCCAACAAUGUGUCCGGUCUCUCCGUCAUCGUCACCGGCGCAACAAGCGGUAUCGGACUUCAGACAGCACAAGAACUUGCUAAGGCAGGGGCUCAUGUCAUCAUGGCUUGCAGGAAUACCAAGGCUGCAAACAAGAUUGCAUGUCAAUGGAAAGAAGAGGCACAAAAUAGCAUAGUUCCUAAUGUAGAGGUGAUGGAGUUGGAUCUUCUCUCCUUCUCUUCCAUCCGGCAGUUUGCGGCCGCUUGGGAGCAACGUGCAGAAGCUUUGCAUAUUCUAAUCAACAAUGCCGGCAUCUACCUCAUGGGAGAGCCACAAAAAUUUUCCGAUGAAGGGCUCGAGCAACACAUUCAAGUGAACCACAUCGCCCCAGCACUGCUGACUCUCCUACUCUUACCAUCACUACUCAGAGCUCCGUCGUCACGAAUUAUCCAUGUUAAUUCUGUGGCUCAUCAUUGUGCAGUAGUGGAGUCCAAAUAUUGGAACAACAGGAUUGAAGAACACAAAUUCAGCAGUUUCAAAGCCUAUGGAUCCAGCAAACUAGCUCAUAUUAUGUUUCUUAAGACCCUAGCCAACAAGCUUAUGGAACAAAGGAAGACUUCUUCUAUUCAAUGCCUUGCUGUACAUCCAGGAGUUGUCACCACCAACUUGGUUCCUGCAUUUCAGAAAAAGGCAUUUUGGAUGUUUGAUGCUGCUGAAGGUGCAAGAAGUGUCCUCUAUUGUGCAACAAGUGCUGACGUGGAGACUCACCUGGUUAAGGGAUUUGCAUAUUACUCUUGUAAUUGUAAACCAGCAAGAAUGUCACCCCAUGCAGAUGAUAUGGAUUCAUGCUUAGAGGUCUGGCGAAAAACGAUGGAGAUAUUACAAUUAAACCCUGAUUACUUGUCUCAUUUAAUGGCUAAUAUGUAUGAUAAUAGCGAUUAAAUC